Molecule: messenger RNA, 7359 nt
Organism: Cydia strobilella
Lineage: Eukaryota; Metazoa; Arthropoda; Insecta; Lepidoptera; Tortricidae
Product: MAP7 domain-containing protein 2-like
Exons: 18
Coding region: 126-3002 (958 amino acids)
Biological process (GO): microtubule cytoskeleton organization
Cellular component (GO): microtubule cytoskeleton
Source: RefSeq, a predicted model, not a curated record
GUCCGUCGUAUAGAUCGCUGGCUGGCUGACUGGCUGUCUGGCUGAAAAUAGUGAACGAAGUAUGAGUUUUCGAAAUGUUUGAUUAAAAAGUGAAGUGAAUUAGUGAGUGACUGUCAUCCAGCAAGAUGGUUGAUGACGUGAAUAUUGCGGAAACCGCUGAAAGUAAAGCGUCUGCAGAAGCUCUAGACAGAGCCAGAUUAGCGCGAGAAAGACGCGAAGCGGAACAAAGGAAGCGGCUCGAUGAGCUGCGAGCACACGCAGCGGCCGCGCAAGCGCAGCGGGAGAAGCGGGACGAGGAGCGACGGAAGAGACAGGCCGAGCAGAGAUCGAGGGAUGACGACAGGAGGGUACAGGUAGAAGAACGCAAACGAGCGAUAUGGGAGGCUUCAGUAUCGCGACGCGAAGCGUUGCUGCAACGGGAGCGCGAGCGCACGGAGCGUCUAGAGCGCGCGCGUGCCGCUCGCUCGUCUCCCCGCUCCGCGUUCGCCUUCGGAUCGUCCACCCCCCGCCUCCUCGAGCCGCUCGACUCGGCGGGAUUCUUCUGGGCCGCGCGCAGUACCAACCCCAUUGAUCAGAUGAACUUUUUUGAGUCACUGGCGGCAUCAACAACUAAUGUGAUGUUCGCGUCUGCGCCGCUCACGAGGCGCGCGUCCGCGCUGCACCUCGACUCAGACAAUGAUAAUAAAGCUUCUAUAGGAUUGAGGAUGUUUACAAGUUUCUACGAACCCGACCGACAGCCACCCGUAGCCAUGUGGUCGAGCGUGGCGCGUCGCCGCACCGACCUCGUGCCCACGCUACCCGCGCCGCGUGCCCCAGGUAGAGCCUACUCCAUGACGCGGCUCGACAAGCUGCCGUCGCGUCCACUCUCCGGCUCUCCCUCCAUGCACCACCUCAACAGGACCCAGCCGCGGUCGGGCGACACGACGCCGGCAUCGGGCUCGCGGCCCGCCAGCGCGCUAUCCGGCGCCGCGCCCGCACUCGCGCCCGCGCUGCGCCCGCGGCCCGUGCGCAAGCCCCGCCCCGCCUCCAUCGCCGGCACGGGGGUCAACACGCCCAGAGGCGGGUUGGACACGAACAGCCAGAGCGCGGCGACGACGCCGUCGGUGUCGCGCGACAGCACGGUGAUGGCGGCCGCCGUGCCGCGCCGCGCGCACACCACGCCGCGCCGCCCGCGCCCCGCCUCGCUGCACGCCUCGCGGCCAGGUAACGUUGUGUACUGUGUGUGUGUAGCCAGCCACAGGCGGGUGGACGCGAACAGCCAGAGCGCGGCGACGACGCCGACGGUGUCGCGCGACAGCACGGUGAUGGCGGCCGCCGUGCCGCGCCGCGCGCACACCACGCCGCGCCGCCCGCGCCCCGCCUCGCUGCACGCCUCGCGGCCAGCUGUCGCAGCCCCCAACGCCUCGCCUAUAGCGCCGGGCGAGGGCAAGCCGCCCUUGCACAGAAAGCCAAAGCCCUCCAAAGAGCAUCCCAACCGCAAGUCCACGUCCGCGUCGCCCGGACGCGCGCUCUCGCCCGAGCCCCAGCACUCGAAGGAGCCUAGCCAGGACAAAGAUAUUGUCAAGCAAAAGCCGAGUGAUAAGAAUCACGUCAACGCGCACGAAGUGAGUCAAAAGCUGGAAGCGUUACAGAUACAGAAUGGAAAUGAAAAUGCCAGACAGCCACUACACGAUAAGGUUAAUGAAAACAAAGAAAACCAGAAUAUAAACAUAGUCAAUCCACCGGUUGCGGUAAAUAAAGUAGAAGAGGCCAAGCCUGAAAUAGUAGAAGUACAGAAGCCAGUCGAAGUGCAUAAAGUAGAAGAUAACAAACAAAUUGUAGAAGAAAAUAAAGAAAUUGUAGAACAAAAAGUAGAAAAAGGCAAGGAGAAAGUAGAACAAGUAGAGCAAAUAAUUGAAAGGCCUGAGGAAAAGAAAGAAAUUGUUGUAGAAAAGAAAGAAAAGUCAGAAGAGAAGAAAGUUGAAGAAAAGAAAGAACCGUCCCAAGAAAAGGCUGAAGAAAACGAGAUGACAGCGUCUAUGAUCUCGCGACGCAUCACCACGGAGGAGGAAGCCAAGGCCGCGCUGGCCGAGCGCCGCCGCCGCGCCCGCGAGGAGCUGGAGCGGCAGGCCGAGCUCGAGCGGCAGAGACUGCAACGCGAAGCCGAGGAGGAGGCGGAGCGGCAACGCCACGAUGAGGAGCGGCAGCGGCGCGAAGAGGAGGAGGCCAAAGAGCUGGCGCGCCUGCAGCGGGCCGAGCAAGAGGAGAAACUUAGGAAAGCCAUUGAGGCGCAACAGCAAGUAGAGCGCGAGGAGGCCGAGCGAAAAGCGCGCGAAGAGGCCGAGCGAGUGGCGCGCGUCGCCGAGGAAAACGAGAAGCGACGACAGGCCGAGGAGGCCGAGCGGCUCCGGCGCGAGGAGCUCGAGCGCACCGAGCGCGAGCGCGUCGCGCGCCGCCAGCGCGUCGAGGCCAUCAUGGCGCGCACCCGCCUCAGGAAGGCCGAAGAAGAUAAGAAGCAACAAGAUGAGAAGGACCAGCAGGAGGACGGUGCCGACAACGGCAACGCCGACAGCAGCGCGCCCGACCCGCCGCAGCAGGCUUCCGAGCCCACGGGGGCGGCGGCGGCGGCGGCAGCGGCGGAGGCGGAGGAGGCGCCGGCGGCGGCGGCGGCGGCGGCGGCGGCGGCGGCGGCGGCGGCCGUCACCAACAACGGCAACGACACGGCCGACCUGCUGGGGCUGUCCGACACACACACGAUCGAAGACAAAUCGCAGGAGCAGCCGACGGCCAAGAACCCAUCAAACGACAACGCCAACAACGCCUUGGCGGCGCCCACCAACAACGGCAACGCCAACAGCGCCAACAGUAUGGCGCACAUCUCCGCCUCGUUCCUGCAGGGCGAGCGCGGCGCCGACCUCGCCCAGAAGCAAGCGCCCGACGCCUUCGACGAGGACUUCUCCACGCACAACGGCCACGGCGCCGCCGCCCGACCCCAUCCGCUCACGCUGCAGAACGCCAUCUAGGGCCCCGACCGAACAAACCGAACUCAUCGUUCGCCUGAUAACGUCCACGAACUACUUAUCGCGGAUUAACCUCUAGUUUUAGCUGGUCGAAAUGAUAUCUAAAAGUACGCGAUUAUCGAGAGAUGUCUCAAUGUAAAAGGUGACGUAUUGAACGAACAGAAUCAAUGUUGCCGGCUCCCCUAGUAACUAAAGCGAUUUGUAAAAAUUGUUGUAAAAUUAAAAUUGCACGCACAUUUAUUAUUAGUAAUAAUUGAAAAUUCAAUUUCUGUUUCGUUCAAUAUGUCACCCGGUAUACAUAUUGGCUGUCUGAUAGACUGAUAAGGCGAAGCGUAAACUGCUUUCUAAGUUUGUAUGUAAAAUUGGUACGUCUAUCGUCGCCAUUUAAAUAGACUAAUGCCAUGAUUAAUUGCUAGAAAAUAAAUAUAUAAUACGAUUUAUUUUGGCAAGUAGUUCCAGCACGUAAAAAAUAAUUUGCGAGUACACGUCUACUAUUUAUAGUUGCUCGCUUAAACUACCGUGCGCAACACUGCAAUGCGCAAUUACAAUUUUUUUUUGUUUUUUUUUUGUUAGCGGAGUGGGCGAAUGUUGUUACGCAGCGGCUCGCAGCUCUCACUGGCGAGAGGGGAGGGAGAACCUGGCCCUACCCACUAAACCCACUCCGGCGUUUCAUAUCCUCUUUGCCGUUUGUGAGGGCGCCAUGGGAUCGAGUACACUCUACCAUGGCGCUCCCCGGCAGCCCCGGCUUGGCGCCAGGACACCCGCACAAUGGGGGGGGGGGGGGAUCAGAGCGCAAUUACAAUGUAGGUAUAAUGUCAACAUCUAAUUGUUUUCACCUUUUGAAAGAUAUUAGAACUGGUGUAACUGUAGUUGUUUCAUCUACAUUCAAACACUCAAAUAAAUGUAUAGACUUGUUAUAUUGAGGUUUUUUAAUUUUCUAGUUAAUCGUAUAUGUUGAGUAUGUGAGAACGUAAUAUGAAAGGUGCCUUGAAAUGUCGGUUUUAAAUUUAGUUACUAUUUCGGUGCUACAAUUUUUUUAGUUUGCAAUAACAUAUAUUGGUUAGUUAUUAAAUUAAAAAAUGUAGACAUAAUUGCAAUAUGAACUAGACAUAAAUAAGAAAUGAAUUUGGAAAUAAGUAUUGCAGUCGUAGCAGCCAAUAUGUAUGCCUUGAGAACGAACGGGUUGUGGGGUAUGUAUCUGCUUCUCUUUUAGAUACUAGAUAGACAAAAAGAUGUAACGUCUAGUAAGCUAUGCGAUUAGGACCAAACUGAGUCAGUACACACAACAUUCUGGCUGGAUAUAAGAAUCGCGGUUGUGGAAAAUGUGUAGUUUGGCCAGUCAUUAUCAUAAUUAGGGAAAGGCAAGAAAUUUACAAAAAAAAGGUCUGGAAGAAUGUCCACAUUUUCUUUUAAAUUUCUCGCCUUUUCUAGUGACUCCAAUGGCUGUUUCCAAUAUAAUAGUAAUGUGUUAUAUCCAGUGGUAUAAAUAUCUAUUCGUAUAUGUCGUAUUACAUCUGUGGGCUUGAUGCGUCGUGAACCACGUUAAACGAAUGGUUAAAUUUAAAUAUCGAAUAUUUAAAUUUGAGAAGCAGACUGUUAGUAUGAAUAUAUAAAAUAUUAAUGCAUUUAUAUUGCAAAUCCUUGAUUCUAUUAAGAUGUUUCCAAGCUUAUCAUAUUGCUGACUUUAAGCAAAGAUAAUAAUAAAAAAUAAAUAACAAAUAAAAUAUAAUAAUUAAUCACUGCUUAACAUUUCGAGUUAACGGGAAGUAAAAACAUAUUUUCGUACAUUAAUCAUUGAGAAUUCAUUUAGCGUAGUCGAGACAGAAAACGAGUAUGUAUGACUAGGAUCAGGGACUAACGGAAUUAAUGUCAUUAAUUUCUAUAAAUUAUCAUUAAUUGUUCACGUUUGAUAGUAUCUUUGAUAGGUUGUGUAUAAAAUGCUGUUUUUGCAGUGCGUAUUACAUUUUGUGUAAAUUAUAAUUAGUUUUUAUUUAUUGUGAUGUUUUAUUAAUGACCCGGUUGUAGGAAGUAUUUAUAAGGAAAUCAAUUUAUCACUUCGCUACUCUUUAGAGACUGUCGGAUGCGUUUAUUGCGACGCGCUUGUGUGGGAGCGCGGUCAAUGUUAUUCUUAGUUUUGUCCGCAUUUUUGUGGCAGUAUCUCAAUGUUCGGCUUCGAAUUGGGAUGCACGAAUUAACUUGACCCGAGACAUUUUCAGAAACAUUUUGUUUCUGAUUAGGCCUCUGUCUCAUGCAGCUGACUUUCACGCUCGUUUUAAAUACGACAUUUUUAUACAUAUGUGCAUAUCGUUGCCGCUUUGUGUACGCAUUUAGAAAUCAUUUGCUCAUCCCAAUGUUAGUUGCUUUAAAUAAUCCCAGUGUAAAAAUCAAUGAAGCAAAAUAAGAACUAGUGAUGAAAUAAAGGCCUGUCUAAGAAACCAGUUUGAUAAAAUUAUCAACGAACAAUUUGAAUACAUAUAACACUAACAAGCCAAUAUUUAAUGAACGCUUCUCCACUAAUCAAAUAAUGAAUAAAAAAACACUAUGGAAGGGUGUUCAAAACAGGUUUUACUACACAUGCUACAUUAUGUUAUUUUAUUAUACAAUAGCUACAUAGUGUGCUUGUUACCAGACGAUCACACGAGGCGCGAUUGUGACACAUAAGUACUUGUGACAUUGUAUAUUAUCCCUUUGGUAGUUGAAAGCUCAAGUCAAACAACCAUAACUUAAGUAACGGAGUUAAGUUAAAAGAGGUAAAAAUAUAUACAUUGAUAAUUUGAUUCUUGCUAUCAAGUACCAAAUGGGUCUUUAGACCAUUACCCAUAAUAACAAAUAUGUAGCCGUAUAAUAAUAAUUAAGUUAUUAAACGAUGCAUAAACAACUUUUGUAAAAUAAGUAGUUAGCGUUCAAAUAAAUACUACCUAUUUUCUCCUGCUUAUUUUAUUUACAUUCUGUUAAGAUUUCUUAAAAUCACACAAUUUUCAAUAUUUUUCAUGUAUAGCGUUUUUAUUUUUACCGUUCUAUGCUUGGAUACAAUAAAUUAAACUUUAGGUAAAUUUAACUGUAUUUAACCUAAUAAUUAUAAUAGUAACAAAUUAUCUAAUAUCAGGAACAAAAGUUCCAAAACUUGUAUAUUCCAUUCAUUUCAUUAUUCUAUUAUAGUAUAAAUUGUUUUAUAACUUUCAACCAGCAUCGUUUCUAUGUACAGUCACGUCUGAAAUAUCAAUAGGGUCGUGUAUACAUAUUUUUGGCACUUUGUCCGUAUCGAUAUUUUCAGACGUGACGGUACAUAUUUUGGUACUAGAAAGCUGCUUUUAUACAUAUUGCCCUAAACAGGUUUUGGUUUACAAAUCCAUAUUCUUAAACCUUUGGACCGCCUUUUACAUACUAAUCCAAAAAUGUCACAGACUCGCCAAGUAUAGCUAGUACAAGCUAAUAAAAAACUUGAUCACAUAAAGGUUACUACUUUGACUGCGUACGUGCGCCACACGAGUAAUAAACACAUGGGGCUAUAGGCGCCUUUUAAGGGUUUUAGGCAUUCAAAGGAUUAAGUAUUGUUUUAUCCUAUUGUGUAAAUUGGGAAGGCAUAUUGAAAAAAAAAAUACUUAAAGAAGAAAAAAGGUUAGAAUUUAUCAUUUUUGUAACUGUUGUAAGUAUUUUUUAUGGCUAUUAUAUGGUCAUUUUAGCCUUUAUUAUAUCCGAACAAUAGUGCCUGUUAUCAAAUGUAUAUUUAGUUUGUAUCUAUUUUUCUGGGAUCGUCCUACAAUCAUGUGUUUGAUGUUUAUAAACCUCCUUUUACUUAAAUAUUAUCUAUGAUUUUGUCCGGUGUAUAUUAGGUUCAGGAAAUGUUCUCAUAACAGCAAAUCAUUGUGAUAAUGAUAAGUGGGUAGAGUUAGACCAAGAAAAGUCUGCAACGAUUUUGAUAGCACACGCAAUGCUAGUGUUAUUUUAAACGUCAAACUUCUAUGAAAUUAUGACGUAUAAAUAACACUUGCACUGCGUGUGCUAUCAAAAUUGUUGCACUUAUCUUGGCCUAACUUUAAUUGUAUAAAGGACCAAAAUAUUAGUCCAUGUCAAACCGUAACACAACGUGUAGUAAUGCCGUCUAAGAUUUUGGGAUAGGGAUUAUAUCACUUUUUUUCUUUUAAAACGCUAUUAUUAAAGAUGACGGCCUGAAGGAAGGUAACUUUUUGUUCAUAUUUAUACGGUUGUUUUCAUUAUCACUCAUCAUUAUACCUACCUGUAAUGUAUUUAUGUGUAUAACACUCGAGACAUGGCUUCUAUGUACGAUCUAUUCUAUAUUAUGUUAGCAAUCGAUGGAUUUAUAAGGAGAAAGUUUUAAUAAAAAAUAUUAUGAAAUUUA